Molecule: messenger RNA, 729 nt
Organism: Sinocyclocheilus rhinocerous
Lineage: Eukaryota; Metazoa; Chordata; Actinopteri; Cypriniformes; Cyprinidae
Product: DBH-like monooxygenase protein 2 homolog
Exons: 6
Coding region: 1-729 (242 amino acids)
Biological process (GO): dopamine catabolic process; octopamine biosynthetic process; norepinephrine biosynthetic process
Cellular component (GO): secretory granule membrane
Molecular function (GO): copper ion binding; dopamine beta-monooxygenase activity
Source: RefSeq, a predicted model, not a curated record
AUGACCAAUGAUUCACACGCACACACACACACACACACAGGAGGAGUCGGACCUGAAGGCAGAUACUUCACGGACCGUCAUGCUGUGGGGAAAUCAAUGCCUGUGGUUGACCAGCAACAGAACUACAAACUCUUGUCUCUGACCGAGUCUGAUGGGAAAACAGUCAUGAAGUUUCAGAGGUCCAUCGGUUCCUGUGAUGAAAAUGACUUACCCAUCACUAACCUCCCCAUGAAGCUGAUCUAUGCAUAUGGACAGAAUGAUAAUAUCACGUACCACAGUACCCGAAGGGGCAGGAAGGAGCUGAACCUGUUGAAGUACAUGCCUCGGGUCAACCCUCCAAACAGCAACUUUUUUGACAUAACUAUGGUCAAUUUCACUGUACCAGCCAAUCAAACCCACUAUCACUGCAAGAUCGUGAGAGCCCCGACAUUUGAUCGCAAACAGCACAUUUAUCGCAUUGAGCCGGUGAUCACAAACUUUGACCUCGUGCAUCAUCUGCUGCUGUACCGCUGCCCUCUGACUGUGACGGAGCCGUUUGAGGCGGAGUGUUUUACUGGGGUGGAUGGAGAGUGUAUGGAGACCGUGGCUGUGUGGGGAGUUGGUGGAGGGGCUUUUGAAUUCCCUGAAGUGGCAGGACUUCCAAUUGGAGGAAAUGUUGGUGAUUUUCUGUAUCACACAAUAAAGGGACACUUCCUGACCUCAGUGUCAUCCCGUCUGCACCCUGCAUGA